AUGGACAACCUGGACGGCCUGGAGAGCGCCCUGUGGGAAGCCCACGGUCGCGAGGCUCGGGCGGCGGUGCUCUUAGAGACACGGAAUCUGCGGCGAACUCACGCGAGUGAGCGAGCGGCCCUCGAGGCCGACCUACAGCGGAGGAGGGAACGACUGGAGGAGGCCUGCAGCAGGCAAGUCCGCACACUUCUGCAGGCGCACAAUGAGCAGCUGACACAGGUGGACCCGACAGCCUUUGCCACCGCAGUUGGAGACGGCGGCGGAAGUCGCGAAGACAAAGUGAAACAUGAUGAGCCGCCGCCUAUGACAACGACAGAUUCUGUAGAAAUACGACCAUUGGCAGGGGCGGCGGCACCUGAGGCGGGUACACGGUCGUCAGAGACCAUCGGUAUUCCUGCUGCUACCCUUCCGACCGUUGCCGAGUGUCUGCAAGAAGCAGGGCGACAAGAAGAAGCACAGACGAAAGACGGUCAGAAGGAGCAAAGGUUCGGACACGAAAGUUUGCCAAGAACUCGUCAUGAGAAGUUGCAACUGCCAUUCGCCGGGAUGGGAUCGGCGGCACCGGUGGUGGCGACAGCGGUGACAGGGGCGGUGGUGGUGGAUCGUACACGAAGCAACAGGGAACUGGUUGGGCUCAGAAGCGACCUGGGUAGGCACCUUGCAGCGGUGGCGCACGUCGUCGACCGAGGCCGGUACUUGAAGGAAGCCACCAGGGUCAUGCGCGAGAUAGAGGAACUGGAGGCUCGGGACAAGACCAACGCUCGUGGAGGAUUCGGAACAAUCAGCCUGGAGAAGGCCACCCUCCUGCAGAAGCAAGCGCAAGCGAAGGAGGUUCAAGCAGACAAACAUAAUCGGCUGCGGCGGGCUCUCGAGAGCUUGGGAGCCGAGGAGCUUCGCCUCCUGUCCGCCCGACAGAAGGGCUCCCUCGGCCGUCUCGCCGCCCGCAGCCGAGAGGGAACACGCCGCCGGCAGAUGGAACUCCGCGGUAAGCUGGCGGUGGUCAAGCGCUCCAUCGCGCGCGAGUGGAGAGAACACAACAGAAGCCAGUGCCGCCGCAGUGGUGGCCUGUUGUCUAGUGAUGAUGUGGAUGAGGGCGCCAGUCGGACAAGGAGGGCCGCAACAAGCCGUGGAGGCGGCGGCGGCGGCGGCGGUAGCAUGGCGUCUUCAGCGGGUCAACAGCAAGAUCCUGUACACGGGAAGAAGCGCGGUGGCGGGGACACGGGAACAGACGUGUCCGAUGUCGGCGAGAGAGAGGCCGAGGUAGAUAUGAUAGAGGAAGGGGAAGGAGACGCAGGUAUCGAAACGGGAGGCGGCACCGAGAGGGGGGCGGAAGAGGCGGGGGCAGGAACUGGAAAGGCUGAAGGACCAAGCGGAGGAAUAUCGGCCACAGGCGUUAGCCUCGUACUCUCGGGGAACCACGGGCCGGAUCACGUGGAGUGCACCACUGGUAGGCUACCCCUCGAUACUGUUGCUGCAGCUGUGGUCCAAGGCAAGUCUGAAAAUGGAACCGGAACAGCCCCCGAUCUCGAAUCCGGCACAAACAAGGCACAAGCUAAAGGUCCGACAGCGGUGCCGGCGACACAGUCAAAUCAGCCUCCAGCACCCACCGCGGGGUUCACCAGUAGGGCUAGCAAGGACCGCGGAGAACGGCGGCUGCGAAGAAGACGAAAGCGGGUCGCCGCCCGUGCUGCAGCGGCGUAUCUUGUGUCUGCCGCGGACACUUCUUUGCCCAAAGACACUGCUGACGAUGCCCUUACUGCUGGUGGUGGGACUUUCGGCGUCCUGAGCGAGGAGGAAGCACAGGCUCUUGCGGCGCUUGGAAGGGGGGCUCCGAGCGAUGCCCGUCUGCUGCUUUUGGCAUCCUCGCCGUCCCCAGCGCGGGACGGUCGGCAGCAGCGUCAACUUGAGCCGUCAUCACGGGCCUACCAAGGCUUAGUGUUGCACGGGGAGAGCGAGCAAACGGCCGAAGUACAACGUGAUGGCUUCGAGAUCGGUGACUAUCAUGGCAACGGAGACGUUGGUGAUGAUUACGUUCUCGGCAUUGGGGGCGUGAGCGGCGGCGGCACCACCACCAGUAAUAGCACCAAGCGCGGGGGAUAUUUGGAAGAGGUGUUGGACAGCGCCAUGGACAAGCUCGCCAGGGAGAUCCAAGCCGAGGAGGACUUGUCGCGUCGGCGACUGGGGAUGACCCCAGUGCCAUCAUGCGCGGGUCUGCACAGCUGA
Molecule: messenger RNA, 2223 nt
Organism: Ectocarpus siliculosus
Lineage: Eukaryota; Phaeophyceae; Ectocarpales; Ectocarpaceae
Source: the annotation of a GenBank genome assembly